Messenger RNA from Penicillium brasilianum, 2864 nucleotides. Lineage: Eukaryota; Fungi; Ascomycota; Eurotiomycetes; Eurotiales; Aspergillaceae. The record is from the annotation of a GenBank genome assembly.
GCUGUGACCGCCUUGGUGAGCCCGCUUUGUUAGGGAGGAGACUCGUUACAUUGGCAACUACACUCGAUUCCUUUGGAGAUUCUCUGGCGUGCCUAGCUGGCCUGGGCGUCAAUUCCAUCAUUGAUGCCGUCUGAAAAGCCAUGAACCGCUAGUCACUCGCUACAACGCCAUGCCUACGGCUUAUUGCGACCUCCGCGGCCUCCGUGGCCACUUUCUCUAUCUAUGCCUCGGCUUGCUGCUCCUUCUGAUCCCCGGAGAAGCUUACGAGAAGCUUUCGGACGAUACACUGAAAGCACUACCACGACCAAGUCAAGACUUUGACAUCCACACUGGUGCUUUGUUUUCGCCAAUCCUACAACCUCGCGUCCCCGGCACCCCUGGCCAUACGGCGGUCCUCGAACACUUUGCGAACUUCUUCCGAACAACACUGCCAGAAUGGCAGAUUGAAUUCCAGAAUUCAACUUCAAAGACCCCAGUAUCCCACGGGAAAGAGGUCCCUUUUAUCAACUUUAUUGCAUACCGCGAUCCACCGGGGGCCGCAAAGGGCGAUGUGGGCCGAUUGACCUUGGUUGCCCAUUAUGACAGUAAAAUGGAGCCGGAGGGCUUCAUUGGAGCUAUCGAUAGUGCUGCACCCUGUGCAAUGAUUAUGCAUGCUAUGCGCAGCAUUGACUCUGCCUUGGACAGGAAAUGGGCGACCAUGGAGGCACAAGGCAUGGAUCUCCUGGACGAGCACCAGGGAAUACAGGUCAUCUUCCUUGAUGGCGAAGAGGCUUUCAAGGAGUGGACAUCCACUGACUCAUUAUACGGCGCUCGUUCCCUCGCCGACCACUGGGAGACUCAGAUGAACCCGUCCAUGUCGACGUUCAAGACGCCACUUUCGUCCAUAUCUCUCUUCGUUCUACUUGACCUUCUUGGGGCGAAGAGCCCUAAUAUUCAGUCUUAUUACCCCACAACUCACUGGGCUUAUCAAAACCUCGGGGCCCUCCAAAAGCGACUCCGAUCUCUCGGGCAUCUGAAGUCCACCUCGACCGAGCCAUGGUUCGUUGAUACAUCAAAGGACUCGCAUCAAGUCAUGGCAUUCGGUGGGAUCCAGGAUGAUCAUCUACCUUUUUUGGCGAGAGGGGUUGAAGUCCUUCACCUCAUUGACUUUGCGCCCUUCAAGGGCUUCCCAUCGGUGUGGCAUACGGCGGAUGACGAUGCUGAGCACCUAGACAUGGAUACCGUGAAAGACUGGAGCGUUCUCAUGACCGCAUUUGCUGCCGAAUGGAUGGAGCUAGACGAGUUUCUUGACCACGGGGGCAACGUUCGGCGGGAAGAGGACCUUGAUGAGUCGGAGGCUAUCCGAUUAAACAAGAAGACCGAGUUUGUAUAAACCCAUCGUCAACAUGUUAAUUGCAGCGCCACUGGAUGGCUUUCUAUCAUAUAUUUACAAUGCAUCUCUCUAUGGGUUAUUACUCGUGACUCUCCCGCGAAUCAUCUAGAACAAAUUGCCCAACAUGUAUCCAGUCAUCGUUGCCAGUCCCCAGGUCGGCUGAAGGACUGAACGAAGAAUUGACGGACCGGGACACACUCCUUGCAGACCCCAAGCAACACCAAAAGCGACCGACCCAGCCACAAAACGCCAGUCGAUAUCAGCCACGGUGGCCGUAGGCAGUCGCCACUUCUCGGCCAACGUAGGCUUUGUCGGUUCGUGUCCUUUCUCCGGGGUGUGCCCAGGUUUAUGAGUCAAGAACGUGACGAGCGACGGUCCGAUUCCGAAUAAAAUGAUCAGCGCCAAUGAUGGAUCCCAGCGAGAAGGAUCACUUAAGAUAGCGAAAAAGCGCAGAACCUUGGCGGAAUCGGCCAUCCCAGAGAUCAACAGACCGAGGCCGAACUCCAGCCCGGCCAGAUAUGAAAAGAGAGUCUUGUGUUCUUCUGAUCGUUGCAGCGCCUUGGGAACGACGAUAAAGUUGAUGAUGGUUGAUAGAAGCAGUGAACCAGCCAUGAACACCAUUUCCGGUGACGAUGGGUAGACUGGCGUGUAGCAGGGGAGAUCACCACAAGAUGGGAUGUUAUCACCACCCGAGACGACGUUGGCAGUGAUCAGGGCAGUAGUAAAGAAAAGAGCUGUGGAAAUCAACGAGCGUGGCGAGAGGCGGGAAAGACCGCAAAGCAUAUGGCCCGAAGUGCAGCCGCGGCCAUUCUAGAACGAUAGCGAGGAACGGGUCAGCCUUGUUACUUUUGCUUUCGAUAUUCAACAUUUUGAACUGGUUCUUCCUACCUUCGUUCCCCAUCCUAGCAGGAUACCCACACCCAGCGUUGCCGCGGCGGAGGCUAAAGUAUAUGGUGCAGCAGGGUAGUUCGGGAUCAAGGACGGUGCCAGAAAGUACACUGGCAAGAUGCUGGAGACUAAACCCGCGAUAAUGGGAACAUUAUCCUGGUUUGGAUUAAAGACAGAACCAGAAAGGAGCGAGGAAAUGCCAAAGACCGCCCCAUUAUGGACGAGUAAACCCGACGAGCCCUGGAAGAGUAACAAGGCACCGAGAGAGGUAUGAACGGGGGUGAACAUGAUCGCGACGGGUGACGGUGAACGCUUGUGGACGAUCAAAAUUUAAGAGGAAUCGAUCUCAUGCAAGCCACAUAGUUCACGGGGGUUGCGUGGUGGUGGUAUGCCGUGCUCGAGAGAAAGAUGUGGUUGCUUGAUGAAAGGAGGGAGUAAGUACCGGGAUGGGGGAUAUCGUGGAUUUUGAUGGGUAUAGGUACACAAAUUGCAUUUCUUUGAAGCCCGAGUCAUCCGAGAUCCCCAUGAGUUCCCCGUCGCCGAUUGCAAAUAGACUUUGCACAUUCACGCAAUCUGGUAAUGCAAUUCGGGGACCACAUCCGCG